Molecule: messenger RNA, 519 nt
Organism: Durio zibethinus
Lineage: Eukaryota; Viridiplantae; Streptophyta; Magnoliopsida; Malvales; Malvaceae
Source: RefSeq, a predicted model, not a curated record
AUGGAUCUGAGAGGAAAGAAAUCAUUGGGUGAAGAUAUGAUGAGUGGGAAUAACAAGAAGUCUUGUACUGAUUGCAAGACCACAAAGACACCUCUUUGGAGAGGUGGUCCUGCUGGCCCCAAGUCACUGUGCAAUGCAUGUGGGAUCAGAUACAGGAAAAAAACAAAAGCAAUGUUGGGUUUGAAGAGAGGAUCAGAGAAGAAGAAGAAAGAGAGAUCACAAUCAUCACACAGCACAAUUACAACCAGCUCUGCUUCUAUUGCUACAACUGAUAAUGUUGGUGAAAGUAAGAAGCCCAGUGGCAAAUUUAAUGGGUUGAGUGAGACUACGGAGAUGAGAUUAUUUGCUUUGGGAAGUGAGGUUUUGCUGCAAAGAUCAUCAUCAACAACAACAAAUUCUUCAUUAUCAUUAUCUGGGGUGGUGAAGAAGCAAAGGUGCCAAAGGAGAAGGAAGUUGGGAGAGGAAGAACAAGCUGCUUUUUCUUUGAUGGCAUUGUCCUGUGGCUCAGUUUUUGCUUGA